AUGAAGUCUGUGUUCCAGGUUGAGGGGAACAUGGCUACUGGCUCCAGCCUGACGGAUGUUUACACCACACCAUCACCUACCGACUAUCCCACUCCCCCUUCAUCCUACUCGAGCACCGGUGGCUACAUGAAACCUGCCAUCGACCUCGCUGGAUGGAUGGAGUUCUGGGAUUAUGCAGGAGGCGCAAGCUUCCGAGCUUUUGUGGCCGAAGACGGUGACGAGAGAAGUCUCUUUGCCUUCUUCGACGUAGGACUUAUGGGGCGAGAUCUAAAGAAAGCUUUAAUUGCGUUCAUUGAUCUGGCCGAGGGUCCACUUGCCUGUACUCAAGUAGUCAUCUGCUUGGACAGAUUGAUACCAGAAGACGACGUAAAGAGCCUGAUGAGAAGCUUCCAGUGGGUUGGCUUCGAGCUUAGCACACUGGACCAAUGGGCUAAGGGGAUUGACGUCACCAGCGAUAAGUGGUUGUUCAUGGCCAUGGAAGUCUAG
This is a messenger RNA of Truncatella angustata, 486 nucleotides long. Its product is annotated as ornithine decarboxylase antizyme-domain-containing protein. Lineage: Eukaryota; Fungi; Ascomycota; Sordariomycetes; Amphisphaeriales; Sporocadaceae. The coding region runs from base 1 to 486 and encodes 161 amino acids. Gene Ontology annotation, cellular component: nucleus; cytoplasm. The record is from RefSeq and is a predicted model, not a curated record. Gene Ontology annotation, molecular function: ornithine decarboxylase inhibitor activity. The transcript is spliced from 2 exons. Gene Ontology annotation, biological process: positive regulation of protein catabolic process.